This is a messenger RNA of Rangifer tarandus platyrhynchus (Svalbard reindeer), 2103 nucleotides long. NCBI's taxonomy places the organism in Eukaryota, Metazoa, Chordata, Mammalia, Artiodactyla, Cervidae. The record is from the annotation of a GenBank genome assembly.
AUGAACUCCGUCCUAUUUUGUUGGCUGCCUUUACUUGCUUCUUGGAUGGGACUUCUGUGGUGUGUAAUGAGUCUGUACUUCUAUGGGAUCCUGCAAAGCGAUGCCUCAGAACGCUGCGAUGACUGGGGGCUAGAUACCAUGAGGCAGAUCCAAGUGUAUGAGGAUGAACCGGCUCGUAUCAAGUGCCCACUCUUUGAACACUUCUUGAAAUAUAACUACAGCACAGCCCAUUCAGCAGGCCUUACUCUCAUCUGGUAUUGGACAAGGCAGGACCGGGACCUGGAGGAGCCGAUUAACUUCCGCCUCCCUGAGAACCGCAUUAGUAAGGAGAAAGACCUGCUCUGGUUCCGGCCCACGCUUCUCAACGACACGGGAAACUAUACCUGCAUGCUGAGGAAUACUACCUAUUGCAGCAAAGUUGCAUUUCCUCUGGAAGUGGUUCAAAAAGAUAACUGCUUCAAUUCUCCCAUGAAACUUCCAGUGCAUAAACUAUAUUUAGAAUAUGGUGUUCAGAAGAUCUCUUGUCCAAACAUAGAUGGAUUUUUUCCUUCUAAUAUCAAACCAAACAUCACUUGGUAUAUGGGCUGUCGUAAAAUACAUAACUUUAAUAAUGUACUACCUGAAGGCAUGAACUUGAGCUUUAUCAUAGCCAUGGUUUCAAAUAAUGGAGAUUACACAUGUGUGGUCACAUAUCCAGAAAAUGGACGUACCUUCACUCUCACCAGAACUCAGACUGUAAAGGUGGUAGGCUCCCCAAAUGAUGCAAUGCCUCCCCACAUCUAUUCACCUGAUGAUCAUGUGGUCUAUGAGAAAGAACCAGGAGAAGAGCUACUCAUUCCCUGUAAAGUCUAUUUUAGUUACCUGAAGGACUCUCGCAAUGAGAUUUGGUGGACCAUUGACGGGAAAAAGCCAGAGGACACCACUAUUGACGUAUCUGUUAAUGAAAGUGUAAUUCUGAAAGUAACAGAAGACGAGACAAGAACUCAGCUUUUGAGCAUCAAGAAAGUUACUGCCGAGGAUCUGAAGCGCAACUAUGUCUGUCAUGCCAGAAAUGCCAAAGGGGAGGUUGACAGACCAGCCAAUGUGAAACAGAAAGCUCCAAGGUACACAGUGGAACUGGCGUGUGGUUUUGGAGCCACAGUCCUCCUCGUGGUGAUUCUUAUAGUUAUUUACCAUGUUUACUGGCUGGAGAUGGUCUUAUUUUACCGGGCUCAUUUUGGAACAGAUGAAACCAUUUUAGAUGGAAAGGAAUAUGAUAUUUAUGUAUCCUAUGCAAGGAAUGCUGAAGAAGAAGAAUUUGUAUUACUGACCCUCCGUGGAGUCUUGGAGAAUGAAUUUGGAUACAAGCUGUGCAUCUUUGACCGAGACAGUCUACCUGGGGGAAAUACAGUGGAAGCAGUUUUUGACUUCAUUCAAAGGAGCCGGAGGAUGAUUGUUGUGCUGAGCCCAGAUUAUGUGACUGAAAAGAGCAUCAGCAUGCUAGAGUUCAAACUGGGUGUCAUGUGCCAGAACUCCAUUGCCACCAAGCUCAUUGUGGUUGAGUACCGUCCACUUGAGCAGCCACACCCAAGCAUCCUACAGCUGAAGGAGUCUGUGUCUUUUGUGAGCUGGAAGGGAGAAAAGUCCAAACAUUCUGGCUCUAAAUUCUGGAAGGCCUUGAGACUGGCUCUUCCACUGAGAAGUCUGAGUGCCAGCUCUGGCUGGAAUGAGAGCUGUUCCUCCCAGUCUGACAUCAGUCUGGACCACGUGCAAAGGAGGAAAAGCCGUUUGAAAGAGCCCCCAGAGCUCGAGAGCUCGGGGAGAGCUGCAGGUGCUUCUCCGGGCCCAGACACCGUGUCCAAGCACAGAGGGAAGCCUUCUGCAGCCUGCCGCUGCUGUGUCACCUACUGUGAAGGGGAGAGUCAGCUUAGGAGCAAGAGCCGGGCAGAGAUCCAUACCCAGCCCCAGUGGGAGACGCACCUCUGUAAGCCUGUUCCCCAAGAGUCAGACACUCAAUGGAUACAAAAUGGUACCAGAUUGGAACCCCCUGCUCCCCAGAUUUCAGCCCUUGCUCUUCACCAUUUCACGGAUUUAUCCAAUAACAAUGACUUUUAUAUCCUAUAA